AUGGCCUUCUCACAACCAAUCCUGCGCAUGCUCUGCAGCGUGCUGUUUUUCAUUGCUUGCGUGCAAGCGCUCAAAUUCGACAUCGAGGCCUUCAGCAAGGGUGAUACCAGGGCGACGAGAUGCAUUCGCAACUUUGUGGCUAAGGAUACCUUGGUUGUGGUAACGGCUACGGUGGAUGGGACUAAGGGCGAUGGCAUGAUUCUCAACAUGCAUAUCAAAGAUGCGGUUGGAAACGAGUAUGGACGGCCGAAAGAUGUGACUGGCGAGAAGAGAAUGGCAUUUACGUCUCACGCAGAUGCGUCUUUUGAUGUGUGCUUUGAGAACAACUUUUCUGGCUCCGCAGGAGUAUCGAACCCAUUCCGCCAUAUCGAACUCGAUAUUGAUAUAGGUGCCGAUGCGAAAGAUUGGUCCGCCGUUCAAGCAACUGAGAAGCUGAAGCCUGUUGAGACAGAGUUGAGGCGGAUGGAGGAGAUGGUUGCUGAAAUUGUCAGUCAGAUGGAUUACCUGCGAACUCGCGAGCAGAAGCUCCGAGACACAAAUGAGAGCACGAAUAACAGAGUAAAAUGGUUUGCGUUCAGCACGAUGGGGAUGCUGGUUGCGUUGGGGGCGUGGCAGGUCAUAUAUUUGCGGGCGUACUUCAGGUCGAAGCAUCUCAUUUAG
Drepanopeziza brunnea f. sp. 'multigermtubi' MB_m1 is the source of this 660-nucleotide messenger RNA. RefSeq lists its product as uncharacterized. NCBI's taxonomy places the organism in Eukaryota, Fungi, Ascomycota, Leotiomycetes, Helotiales, Drepanopezizaceae. The record is from RefSeq and is a predicted model, not a curated record. Gene Ontology annotation, cellular component: Golgi apparatus; COPII-coated ER to Golgi transport vesicle; endoplasmic reticulum-Golgi intermediate compartment. Gene Ontology annotation, biological process: intracellular protein transport; Golgi organization; endoplasmic reticulum to Golgi vesicle-mediated transport.